Messenger RNA from Acinonyx jubatus (cheetah), 6521 nucleotides. RefSeq names its product cAMP regulated phosphoprotein 21 (gene ARPP21). The coding region runs from base 3437 to 5971 and encodes 844 amino acids. Lineage: Eukaryota; Metazoa; Chordata; Mammalia; Carnivora; Felidae. The transcript has 23 exons. The record is from RefSeq and is a predicted model, not a curated record. Gene Ontology annotation, molecular function: nucleic acid binding. Gene Ontology annotation, cellular component: cytoplasm.
CACACAUACUGGGAGUAUAUAUCUGAAGUGCUAGGUCAUAUGGUAGUUCUAUGUUUAAAAUGGUAGCUUCUUUUUUAUUCUUUUUUCCUUGGUUCUGAAGUUUGGAGCAACACCAAGCAAGGCUAAUUUCUCUCUCUCUGAAUAUUCUGUGAGCGUUUGAAAAUAGCUAUGAUGUCCUUUCUAAGUCUUCUCUUGUCUCAGCAAAAUAUUCCAAGUGAUGUAACCUGUUUUUUUAGAAGCCAAAUGUAAGAUCUUCUACUAAUCCCACCUACAUUUCAUGUUAAUUACUUUUAUCAAGUAGUUCACUCUAGGGGAAGAUCCAAAUACUUACUCUGGGGUCAAGUGCCUCAGGCUGCUUCCCCAAGUUUAUGUUUCCUGACCUUGCGAUACACGGAGGAAACAUUUUAGAGUUACAAAAGCAGAAGUCAUCUUUAUUUGCCAGUUCAUGAAUAAUCACAAAGUGGGUGGUGACGAUAAAAGUCCUCCACCCGUCUUUGAAAUUUCUCAUGUGGAUCCAUUAGAAGUAUUUAACCUUUAUUUUGCAUUUUUAGAAAUAAAAGUGGCUUUUUUUGAGACUGUGUUCAUUGACUUGAAUAUCAUGUCAUAGUGUAGAAUAUCCUUACACAUAGUAGACAUUCCAUAAAGACUUGUUAGAAGAAUGGGGAAUUGAAACAUUGGUUUUUCUCCAUUGGAUGUUUUUACUGAGAUCACAUCUCUCUUGUUUUAAAGGCACUUGUGAUUAUCGUGGGGCUCUUCUUACGUCCAAAGCUGUGACACCGCUUAUUUCCAUUACUGGGGUUCUGCUCGAUGUUGGUCUAGGUUGUGUUUGUGUCUGGGUAAACAAGAAAAAGUGAUAUCCUACAUAAGAGCUCUACGUGUUCGUAAGCUGCCUAACUCUUAAAACCCAAAGGAGAGCAUUCGUGUAGAAUUUUUCUAAUUCUAAAACCCAAGUAUGAAAAUUCCUUUUCUUAAACAUCCCCCCCGGUUCUUCGUCUCCCAGACAGUUGUCUGGCCAUUUUGGCAUUUGCACGGGUGGCUCAAGAAUAUUACAGAAUGCCUCUGCAUUAGGUCAAUCAGAGAGCUUAGUUAAAGGGUAGAGCUCCUGGUUGACUGUUUCGUGUAUUGACCAAGAAAAUUUUCUUUGGGAAAUUAAACUGAUGUGAAAAUUUGUUAUCGAUGUUUUUUGUCACCUGGGGAAAAAGUUCAAACUUGCUGAAGAUGUUAGUCUGUACACUCUGUUCAUGCCAUGGUUGAUCUCAUUUCUGGAAGGAUCACAUUCCAAUCACAUUUUUUUUUUUUACUCUUUAAACUUAAUUUUACAUGCUCAAAAUAUUUUAAGCAUUGACAGAAUAACCGUUUUGAGAAUAGGAUAGGUCGUUCGUUCAUAAGGUGUCACAGCUUUUGAACACCUUACACAGCCAAUUGACACAUCACUAAUGUCACCACAAUUUGCAAGUGGCAUCUGUUUGCAGAGGUUGGACCGGCUUAAAAUAAAAAAGAAGGGAUGAUGCAUUAGGGCAGAAAUAUUUCAAUUGUUCCAGUAAAUCAGUGUUGAUUGUGUUAUUUCAUCAUCUGGUGCCUCUAUUGAUUUGAAAUAAGAUGAGCCAUCCUGUGUUAAUUAUUAGUAAAAGGAUGGUGAGGAAAGUAACUAAUAAAGGGACCUUCCUGACUUGCUAGUAGAAUUCCACGUUAAUUUCCUAUUUUAGAUAUCCCCUGAGAACUAAAUCACUCCUGGAAGUUGAAUCUAAUCCGGAUCUCUCACCACAUGACAGCCCACUGGUUAUGUCUUGCUCCCCUCUCCCUGUCUUUCUCAUCCCCGCCAUCCCACAGUUGCUAUUAUUUUCAACUCGGAAGUAAGCUCGAGAAGAAAACCUAAAUAUAAUGUGAAACGGUAAUGAUUUUACUCAUUUUCCGCAUCGUAAACAUCUGACAGCCUUGUUGAUCAAUUUCCUAUAGCUUGUCUUACAUGCGAUUGACUGCCUUUGUGACAUACUAUCCCCUAAAUUAUGUUUAAAAUGUUAUUUCCACUGAAAGAACUAUAGUAACGUUUAUUUUGUGCAUUUGUACAGAGUCUCCUUUUUCUCCCCACCCCCCAAGCCCACUAUCACAAUUGAAACUUGUCCAGAAUAUCCAUUACUCAAAUGUUGGAUAAAAGAUAACUUGGUAAAAAUAGUUUUGCUCUCUUGUGAGAAUGGGGGAAAUUUGAACAGAUUAUGAUUAAAUAGCCAUGGAAGAGUCGGGUAGCUUGGCGAACAGAAAGCCGGAGUAGGGUUGAUUUCCUGGCACUGCUUUCUUAGCAAAGAGAACAAUUUUAAUCAGUUACAAAAAUAUUUGUGAUCCGUAUGUUCCUCUGCUCAUCCCCAUCUGCCCAUAUUCUCUUUUAUCUCGGUAGAUGGUAACUUUAUGAUUCAGGCGUGCAAGAAUAAUACCUCGCUGACUUUGGAGCUCGGUGCUAUUUCAAAACGUGUCCUGGUAAUUACGCCACACACACACACACACACGCGCGCACACACACACACGCAUCCAGGCUGUUCCCGCUUUGGGUUGGUUACGUGAAUACCAGUUUGUUCUUCCUCUUUCUUCGUGGAAAGAAUUAUAUCUUGUAUCCACCUGCUGGGGCUGGAAUAAUGCAUCUGAGGCUUAGAUUUGAAAACUACGUUGCCAUUCACCUGCUGGAUUAAAUGCCACUUUGCAAAUAUGAGGAUCAGAGAAGGAAGACCAAAAGAUCGCGGUGAUCGUUGAAAACUUCAUUUUCUCUGGGAAAAGGAGAACAGAAGCCACAGAACAUGUGCUGCAUGGUGUUUAGCAACAAAAGAAGCAUCGGAAAGCCGACUUGGCCGUUGUAAUAAGACAGGAAUGAGACUAGAAAUCACGGACUCCGCUAGUGAUCCCGCUUUCAACAGUUGUUCUCCCCUUGCACAACAAGUGGUGUUGUAAUCCAAUAUGUUGUCCUUAGAGCCACGGUAAAAUCUGCCAAUGCUCGCGAAAUCAAAAUCUUCAAGUACGCUUCAUUAAAAAGGAGGCACGGAAACGGCAUUAGACUAUAUGAUACUCAUCUACGAUUGAAGCAAAGAGCCUUUGGUUUUUUAAAAAAGGAGGCAAGACCUUUAGCUCACGGGGUGAUGUGGAUGCUCAUUGAGGCAGACACACGAACUGGUUGUUGGUUUUUUGUUUUUUUUUUUAAUAUAAAGUGCGAGAUUUCACUAAAAAAGGUUAAAAUUGAAGUUGACGAUGGGUCACGCUGUGUAAGGGAAUCGCAGGGAGAUGGGCAUUCUGAACUGUUAAUGGGGACAUGGGACUCCAGUUGUCUCUGAUCACUGGUGUGGAUUUUCCCGGGGUAGAGCGACAGAAGCCGCCAGUAAGUCGCCAAGACCUACGUCAGGAGCUCUGCACGAAAGGGCAUCGAACCUUGCGAUUUUAACUUGCGUCCGGGAGGAUGUCCGAGCCAGGAGACCUGAAUCCGGCCAUCGUGGAGGAAGGCGGGACUGAGCAGGAGUCGGCCACCCCAGAGAAUGGCAUUGUGAAAUCCGAGAGUCUGGAUGAAGAGGAGAAACUCGAAUUGCAGAGGCGGCUGGCAGCUCAGAACCAAGAAAGAAGAAAAUCCAAGUCAGGAGCGGGAAAAGGUAAACUGACUCGCAGCCUUGCUGUCUGUGAAGAAUCCUCGGCCCGACCAGGGGGAGAGAGUCUUCAGGACCAGGAAUCAAUUCAUUUACAGCUUUCCAGUUUUCCCAGCCUGCGAGAGGAUGAUAAAUCUAGGAAAGAUGACUCAGAAAAAGAAAAGGAUAAAAACAAAGAUAAAACCUCUGAAAAGCCCAAGAUCAGAAUGUUAUCAAAAGAUUGCAGCCAAGAAUACACGGAUUCUACUGGCAUAGACUUGCAUGAGUUUCUGAUUAACACAUUAAAGAAUAAUUCCAGGGACAGGAUGAUACUCUUGAAAAUGGAGCAGGAGAUUAUUGAUUUCAUUGGUGACAACAAUAAUCAUUAUAAAAAGUUCCCUCAGAUGUCAUCCUACCAGAGGAUGCUUGUCCAUCGAGUGGCAGCUUACUUUGGGUUGGAUCACAAUGUGGAUCAAACAGGGAAAUCUGUUAUCAUCAACAAGACCAGCAACACAAGAAUACCAGAGCAAAGGUUUUGUGAACAUUUAAAAGAUGAAAAAGGUGAAGAAUCCCAGAAGCGGUUUAUCUUGAAGCGAGAUAACUCUAGUAUUGAUAAAGAAGACAAUCAGCAAAACAGAGUGCAUCCAUUUAGAGAUGACAGACGAAGUAAAUCAAUUGAAGAGAGAGAAGAGGAGUAUCAGAGAGUGAGGGAGAGAAUAUUUGCACACGAUUCAGUUUGCUCCCAGGAAAGCCUUUUUGUGGAAACCAGUAGGCUCUUGGAAGACAGUAACAUAUGCAAUGAGACCUAUAAGAAAAGACAGCUCUUUCGGGGCAACAGAGACGGCUCGGGGAGAGCAGCCGGGAGUCGACAGAGCAGCUCCGAGAAUGAGCUCAAGUGGUCGGACCACCACCGGCCCUGGAGCAGCACGGACUCUGAUGGCUCCAACCGCAAUCUCAAGCCCGCCAUGGCCAAGACGGCAAGUUUCGGGGGCAUCACGGUGCUGACCAGGGGCGACAGCACAUCCAGUACCAGGAGCCCCGGGAAGUUGUCCAAAGCAGGUAGCUCUGAGUCUAACAGCAGCACAGGCUCCUCCGGGUCGCUGCCCCGCACCCACGCACCUCUGCAGAGCGCGCCCCUGGCCCCAAGCGUGUCCACCGGCUCUCCUGGCUGUGUGCCCUAUCCCGAGAACGGAGGAGGGGGCCAGGCCGCCCCUAGCACCAGCUACAUCCUCCUUCCACUCGAGGCUGCGACAGGCAUCCCGCCCGGAAGCAUCCUGCUCAACCCGCAUACAGGCCAGCCCUUUGUGAAUCCCGACGGAACCCCUGCCAUAUACAACCCCCCCAGCAGCCAGCAGCCCCUGCGAGGCACCAUGAUGGGGCAGUCCCAGCAGCCGCCACAGCAGCAGCCCUCUCCUCAGCCACAGCAGCAGGUGCAGCCACCCCAGCCACACUUGGCGGGCCCGCUGGUCACUCAGUCGGUGCAGGGGCUACAGGCUUCCUCUCAGUCAGUGCAAUACCCAGCGGUCUCUUUUCCUCCCCAGCAUCUCCUGCCUGUGUCUCCAACACAGCAGUUCCCCAUGAGAGACGAUGUGGCGACGCAGUUCACCCAGAUGAACCUGAGCCGGCAGUCCUCAGGAGAGACUCCUGAGCCCCCGUCUGGUCCUGUCUACCCAGCGUCCCUCAUGCCACAGCCAGCCCAACAGCCAAGCUACGUCAUUGCCUCCACAGGCCAGCAGCUCCCUGCUGGGGGGUUCUCGGGCUCUGGACCUUCCAUCUCCCAGCAGGUCCUCCAGGCCCCUCCCUCACCACAGGGAUUUGUGCAACAGCCUCCACCUGCACAGAUGCCCGUCUAUUAUUACCCAUCCGGUCAGUACCCUACCUCAGCCACACAGCAGUACCGGCCCCUGGCCUCCGUUCAGUACGGUGCUCAGAGGGGUCAGCAGAUACCGCAGGCCGCGCAGCAAGCAGGUUACCAGCCAGUCCUGUCUGGUCAACAGGGGUUCCAAGGCCUCAUAGGAGUGCAGCAGCCUUCCCAGAGUCAGAACGUGAUGAGCAACCAACCGGGGAAUCCGGUGCAAGGCGUGAUGGUCUCCUACCCAACAAUGUCUUCUUACCAGGUGCCAAUGACCCAGGGCUCUCAAGGACUUGCCCAGCAGUCAUACCAACAGCCAAUCUUGCUACCUGACCAGGCAGGUCAAGGGUCGCUCCAGGCCACCGGAAUGCCUGUCUACUGUAACGUCACACCGCCGACCCCUCAGAACAACCUGAGGCUGAUCGGUCCACACUGCCCCUCCAGCACUGUCCCCGUGAUGUCAGCUAGCUGCAGGACAAACUGUGCAAGUGUGAGCCACACCGGGUGGCAGGUCAAAUUCUGAGCACUGUGGCUGCGGCACGUGUCUCCAGAUCGCUCGUGGCCGCUGAGGCAAGAUGAACAAAGGUGGGACGCUGGCUGAGGACUUAACGUAUUCACUCAACACCCAAACGAUCGCUGCUGGUAUUCUGUAAACACACACACACACACACACACACACACAAAGACUGAUACACACAUUAGCUGGUCAACGGUGCAUAUUUCUGUCAUGUCUGCUAGGUACGCCUUUGUAGCUUAGCUAGUGACAUGAUUUCAUCAAGGUAAGAUUUUCUCCUACCACUGAACACCACUGUGUAGAUGAUAAUAUCCCUCAUUUGGAUUAUUAGUUUUGUACUUUGUGUUGAGUUUGUGAUGCUAAAAGUAUUGAAAGAUCAUAUACCGAAAUCACAUCGUACCAAAGCUGUAACGGGAAAGAGAAGGAUUGAUGAAUGGAAGGAAUAAUUUAUAUACGCUAUAGAGUUUUCUUUUGUGUUUUUUUUAAUGGAUAUAUACUGUAUUGUAGUGUUUAAUCAAAAUAAAACUAUUUGACCUUAUGGAGGAAGGUCAUGUUUUUA